This is a messenger RNA of Dermatophagoides pteronyssinus (European house dust mite), 1479 nucleotides long. RefSeq names its product lupus La protein homolog. Gene Ontology annotation, biological process: positive regulation of translation; RNA processing. Gene Ontology annotation, molecular function: RNA binding. Lineage: Eukaryota; Metazoa; Arthropoda; Arachnida; Sarcoptiformes; Pyroglyphidae. Gene Ontology annotation, cellular component: cytoplasmic stress granule; cytosol; nucleus. The record is from RefSeq and is a predicted model, not a curated record.
UAAUAUUUCGUCAUUGAAGAUAAAAUAAUUUUUGGCAGGUGAUUGAUUUUCUAAUAAUUUUACGAUUACUUGGAAAAGAAUUUGAUUCUGAUAUAUAAAAUAUUUCAAAAUGGUUACUGCUGAAGCUGAAAAAGUUGACAUCACUGAUAGUGAACAGAAAAUUAUCGAUCAAGUUGAGUAUUAUUUUAGUGACAUUAAUCUACGUCAUGAUAAAUUUAUGAAAUAUCAAUUAAGAGAAAAUAAUGGCUGGUUUCCAUUGGAUAAAUUAAUGACAUUCAACAAAUUGAAAGCAUUGUCAACGGAUAAAAAUGUUAUCUUGGAUGCAUUGAAAAAAUCACCAAAUGGUCUGAUCGAAUUGAGUGAAUGUGAAACAAAAUUGAAAAGAAUUAAACCAUUGCCCGAAUUUACACCUGAAUAUACUAAACAAUUGAAUCUUCGUACGUUACAUUUGAAAGGAUUUCCAAAAGAUUCUACAUUUGAACAAUUGAAAACGUUUUGUAGUCAAUAUGGUGAAAUCGAUUCGAUUGAAAUGCGUAGACGUGAUGGCAAUUUUAAAGGAUGUAUUAUGGUUGUAUUUAAGGAUCAAGCAACUGCAGAUAAAGUUCUUGCAAUCGAUGGUCUUAAAUAUAAUGAUAUUGAAUUGUUGAAAGAAAAUAAGGAACGAUAUUUUGAACGUAAGAGACUUUUUCUCGAAUCGAUCCGUAAUAAAAAGAAGAAUAAAAAAUCUACCGAUGAAGGUAUAAUCAAAACGGAAGGAGCAAUCAUGAAGAUUACUGAUUUGUCCGCAGAAACCAAAUAUAUUCAAAUUAAAAAUGAAUUAUCUAAACAUUCCAAAGUAGCAUUCGUAACGGCUAUUGGUGAAUCACGUCAAUGUAUGGUUCGAUUUGAUGAAAAAAAUGGUGCAAAACGAGCAUUGAAAGCUUUGCGCGAACAAUCUAUCAAAAAAGAUACAGUCAAUGAUGAUGGUGAUGCGAAAAAUGAUGAAAAAGAUGAUAAAGAAAAAACUGAAGAUAAUAAAGAUAAUGAAGAUAAUAAAGAUAAGGAAGAAAAAAAUGAUGAAAAGUCUGAAGAUAAGGAAGAUAAAACUGAUGAAAAAUCUGAAAAUAAUAAAGAUUCCAAUGGCAAAGAAAAAAAUGACGAUGAAGAAGAUUUGACCAAAGAAUUUGCCGUUGAACUUUGCGGACAAAAUAUUAAGGUUUCAUUAGUAAGCGGCGAAGACGAGAAGAAUUAUUGGAUCGAUUUCAAUCAAAGCCGACAACAAUCAAAUAUGGAACGUUCGAAAAAGAAUAAAUGGCAAAAAGGCAAAAAACGUCAUUUUGACAAUAAAGGUCGAGAUGCUGACCAAGAGCCGAAGAAAAAGAUGGCAAAAGUGGAAGAAUAAUGAUGAGAAUUUCGACAAAUUACAAGAUACAUUCAAAUCUUUUACACAAAUCUUUUGAACAGAUUCAAAUAAUACUAUGAUUUAUUCUUUUUUUAUUU